Messenger RNA from Caretta caretta (loggerhead turtle), 4514 nucleotides. It is a transcript of the gene POLG, whose product is annotated as DNA polymerase gamma, catalytic subunit. The record is from RefSeq and is a predicted model, not a curated record. Gene Ontology annotation, molecular function: DNA binding; 3'-5' exonuclease activity; DNA-directed DNA polymerase activity. Gene Ontology annotation, cellular component: gamma DNA polymerase complex; mitochondrion. Gene Ontology annotation, biological process: mitochondrial DNA replication. Lineage: Eukaryota; Metazoa; Chordata; Testudines; Cheloniidae.
UUCGGGCACCGCCCCCUGCUUGGCCAGGAUCGUCUGAGCUCGGUUGCAGCCUCGAGACCUGACUCGCAACGCGGCCGGCGGCAACUGCCCCGCCGCUGCGCCACCCCUGCGGGCCGGGCCGAGCAGCCCCGAGCGGCGGAGCCAGCGGGUGGGGGGAGCCACCCCCGCAGGCUGAGAACUAUGCGGGGUCCGGGGGAGGGUGGCUGAGACCCGACCUAUCCCAUCAAAAAGGGCAGACUCUUGCCCGUUCUCCAUAUUACUAAAGUUUUUUGAAGAUGACACAUUUGCUCUGGAGGAAGUCAAUAGCACAUCUGUUUCCAUCACUGAGAGCCAGGCAGUGGAGAUGUGCCUCAGGUUCUUCUGCCAGUCGCCCGGUGCAAGAGGAGGUUAUGCAAGAUUCUGGUACCAGUCAACGGCGAAUGAACCCACUAAACAUCCAGAUGCUGUCCAAGGUUCUUCACAAGCAGAUUUUUCGGGGUGCUCAGGUGCAGUACUCAGAUGCUGACAUCAAGAGGAGUGUGGAACAUCUGCAGAAGCAUGACCUGUGGGGCAAAGAGACAGCCACGCUCCCUGAUGUAGAGCUGCAGCUGCCCCGCAUGUAUGGGAGCGAUCUUGAUGAGCACUUCCGAAUUCUGGCGCAGAAGCAGAGCCUUCCUUAUUUGGAAACUGCUAAUCAGCUGCUCCACUGUGAGGUGCCCCCCAUGCCCUCACAGUGGGCUUGGGAAGUUGGUUGGACACAGUAUGGACCCAAUGGUGAGAGGAAGGCUGUAGACUUCCCUGAAGAACGAGCCUUGGUGUUUGAUGUUGAAGUGUGCAUGGCAGAAGGCCGUUGCCCAACACUGGCAGUGGCUGUUUCUCCAAGUGCCUGGUACUCCUGGUGCAGUAAGCGGCUGCUAGAAGAACGCUAUACCUGGUCCAGCCAACUGACUCUGGCUGACUUUAUCCCACUAGAAACUGCUCUGAACUCAAGCUGUCUCACCAAACAGGACUGGACAGAGAGAUUGGUGGUGGGUCACAAUGUCGCCUUUGAUCGAGCACACAUUAAAGAGCAAUACUUGAUCCAAGGCUCCCGAAUGCGUUUCCUGGACACCAUGAGCAUGCACAUGGCCAUCUCAGGGCUGACGGGAUUUCAGCGUAGCCUCUGGAUGGCUGCUAAGCAUGGCAAGAGGAAGGGAUUGCAGCAGGUCAAACAGCACAUGAAGAAAACGCGCAGCAAAACUGAAGGGCCUGCAAUUGGCUCAUGGGACUGGGUGAACAUCAGCAGUAUUAACAACCUUGCAGAUGUGCAUGACCUGUACGUUGGGGGUGAGCCGCUGGAGAAAGAGGCCCGUGAGCUGUUUGUCAAGGGGAGCAUGAGUGACAUCAGACAGAACUUCCAGGAACUGAUGAAGUACUGUGCCCUUGAUGUCCAAGCCACUCAUGAAGUGUUCCAGAAGCAGCUGCCACUCUUCAUGGAGAGAUGCCCACAUCCUGUGACCUUUGCAGGGAUGCUGGAAAUGGGCGUUUCUUACCUGCCUGUCAAUCAGAACUGGGAGAGGUACUUGGAUGAGACUCAGGACACCUAUGAGGAGCUGCAGAAAGAGAUGAAGAAAUCCCUGAUGAACCUGGCCAAUGAUGCCUGUCAGCUGCUUUAUGAAGAGAGAUAUAAGGAUGACCCGUGGCUAUGGGACCUGGAGUGGGACCUACAGGAAUUUAAGCAGAAGAAGAAGAAAACAGUAAGGAAGAAAAAUGAAGAUGUAAACAGCGAGCCAGCCAAAGUGGUGGAAAAACCGUCUGCCCUAGAGUGGCAGGAAGAUCCUGGUCCCCCCAGUGAAGAGGAAGAGCUGAGAGUCCCUGAGAGAUGGGCCUUCCUGGAGCAUCUGAAGGAGACUAUCAGUUUGCUACCAAAGAGAACCCAGCACCUGCCAGGCCACCCGGGAUGGUACCGUAAACUCUGCCCACGCCUGAAUGAUCCAGAUUGGGUGCCAGGUCCCAGUCUCAUGAGCCUUCAGAUGAGAGUGACACCAAAGCUAAUGAGACUAACCUGGGAUGGUUUCCCACUGCAUUACUCUGAGAAGCAUGGCUGGGGCUAUUUGGUGCCAGGGAGGAAGGACAAUUUGCCAAAGGAUCUCUCAGAGACAGAAGAGCCAUCCUGCCCACACAGGGUUAUUGAGGAUCUGUAUAAGGAGCAUUGUAAGGAGAGAGGGAAUGAGCAGCCUGGCUCACUGAACACCUGCCUUGAAGAGGAGCUCAUGUUAACAGACAACAGCACUAUCUGGCAACAGGUGGAGGUGCUGAGCCAGUUGGAGAUGGAUACUGAUCUGGAAGCUGAAUCAGACAGAACAGCUAAAGGGCCCAGACAGGGAGAGACUGCUUACCUGGAACUGGAGUGUGCGGAGAGCCAGCCUAUAUAUCACCAUGGCAAUGGCCCUUACAAUGAUAUCAACAUCCCUGGCUGCUGGUUCUUCAGGCUGCCUCAUAAGGAUGGGAAUGACAACAAUGUUGGAAGCCCUUUUGCCAAGGAUUUUUUGCCCAGGAUGGAGGAUGGCACCCUACGGGCCGGCACUGGGGGCACUGAUGGGACAAGGGCCCUUGAAAUUAACAAAAUGAUCUCGUUCUGGAGGAACGCUCACAAGCGAAUCAGCUCCCAAAUGGUUGUGUGGCUGAAGAAAGGGGAGCUGCCUCGAUCAGUAACUAGACAUCCGGACUAUGACGAGGAGAGUAAUUAUGGAGCCAUCCUGCCGCAGGUGAUAACAGCAGGGACCAUCACUCGUCGGGCUGUGGAACCCACCUGGCUGACUGCCAGCAAUGCCCGGGCUGACCGGGUAGGCAGCGAGCUUAAAGCCAUGGUCCAGGUCCCUCCGGGCUACUACCUUGUUGGAGCAGAUGUGGAUUCCCAGGAGCUCUGGAUAGCUGCUGUCCUCGGGGAGGCUCAUUUUGCUGGCAUGCAUGGUGAGAGGUUCAGCUGGAGCAGCACCGCCCUGCGAUCAUGUGACAUGGACUGCAGCUGUACUGCAUUUGGCUGGAUGACUCUGCAGGGGAAGAAGAGCAACGCCACAGACCUGCACAGCAAGACGGCCUCUACAGUGGAGAUCAGCCGGGAGCAUGCCAAAGUCUUCAACUACGGGCGCAUCUAUGGGGCAGGCCAGCCCUUCGCAGAGCGCCUGCUUAUGCAGUUUAACCACCGGCUGACGCAGCAGCAGGCAGCUGAGAAGGCUCGGCAGAUGUAUGCAGUCACCAAGGGGAUCCGGCGGUAUCACCUUUCUGAGGAAGGGGAGUGGCUAGUGAGAGAGCUGGGCUUACCAGUGGAGAGGGCAGAGGACGGUUCUGUGUCUUGGCAGGACGUGCGAAGGAUACGGAGAGAAACCACGAAGAGGUCGCACAGGAAAAAGUGGGAUGUGGUAUGCCAGCGUGUGUGGGCUGGAGGGACUGAGUCAGAAAUGUUCAACAAGCUGGAAAGCAUUGCUAUGUCUGCCUCACCGAGAACCCCUGUGCUGGGCUGUUGCAUCAGCAGAGCCCUGGAGCCACCUGCGGUCAAGGGUGAGUUUGUAACCAGCAGAGUGAAUUGGGUGGUGCAGAGCUCAGCUGUAGAUUACUUGCACCUAAUGCUGGUGUCCAUGAAAUGGCUCUUUGAAGAAUUCAACAUUGAUGGGCGCUUUUGCAUCAGCAUUCAUGAUGAGGUGCGCUACCUGGUCCAGGGUGAAGAUCGCUACCGGGCAGCCCUAGCCCUGCAGAUCACCAAUCUCCUAACACGGUGCAUGUUUGCCUACAAGCUAGGCCUACAGGAUCUGCCUCAGUCAGUGGCUUUUUUCAGCGCUGUGGAUAUUGACCUGUGUUUAAGGAAGGAGGUGACCAUGGAUUGUGUAACUCCAUCAAAUCCAAAUGGUCUGGAGAGGAGAUAUGGCAUCCCACUAGGUGAAGCUCUGGAUAUAUAUCAGCUUAUUGAAAUAACCAAAGGCUCACUGGAGAAAAGAAAAUAGAGCUGGAGACAACCAGACUGUAAGACUCUCAAACAAUUAACUUAUUGGCAGGGAGUGCCAAUGCUUGUGGUCCUUGCAAGGACAGGGCUCCUGGUAGUAAACCAGCCCAGUUGACAAAUCCUUGUCUUGCUCUAAGAAGAAGGGACUUGGCUGAGGGAGAGAACUCCAUUGAAGCAGCACAUUCUAAUGGCAAAGGCAGCUCCCAGAACAGUGUCCAAACAGCCUACCCAAAGCUGAACUUUUAGCUAUAAAAUACAAGGUCUUGCACAGAUUGUGCAUCAUUGGGCCAGCAUAGCUCAGGCAGCCGAGGGAGAGUACUUGUUUUCCAUUGCCAGAACAAUUUCUUUAUAGGUACAGUUGUCCAGGGAAUUGCUGACAGUCUGCAACAGAAAAGCUGUGCUGGGUGAGUGUUACUCUGACAAGAAGGCAGGAGCUCUAUUUUUUUCGUCGUCUUUUCUUUUUGGGUUCCUGGCUCUCAGCUGGCUGUUCUGCUGCAACAGUCUGGGGGGGGAGGGGGAUAUCAAUAAAAGCAUGAGUUAUGCUACUGAAAAACAG